GGCAGAUGAGGGAAUAUUUAAAGGAUGGGCAGCGGAGCGAGCAAAUGGGCUUUGGAGGACGUACAUACAGUCACAGCUCAAAUCGCUUUAUUUAUUUCUUUAUUUUUUUCUCUUCGACAAAACUCAGUUGACGCGGGUGGGAAAUCUUGUGCUACGCUUACGUUUUCUCGUGCUCACACAAAGCAAAAAGGGGAAUUCCGAACACGAGGAAAGAUUUAAGCAGAUGAACAAGAACUGAAGAGGAUUCCUAGCAGAUGGACUAUAUUGCUUUGAGAGUUUGAAGAUUAGUCUGGGAAUGUACGUCUGAUGUUAAAAACAGUAAUUUGGUGUUGUCCUCAUGGAAAUCUACAAAAGAAUCUCAUCUGGAAAUCUCAGCAGAUGGAGUUAGUUUUAUUUUCUGCCUAUGUUUGUAAUAGUAAAUGAAGUGUCUCUGCAGGAGCCUGUUGUGGGUUUUAUUGGAGGUUCUGCUGUUUUACCUUGUUCUUCUAAAGAACCUCUGCAUACAAUUCAAGACAUAAAUCAAGUGCGCUGGAGAAUCAAUAACAGCCAGAAUGUGUAUGAGAUUAUUAAGGGUAAAGUCUCUGUGGAAGGACAGGAUCCAGAGUACAGGAACAGAGCUGAAAGCUUUCCUGAGGAGUAUCUGAGAGGAAACUUCUCCAUCAAACUCAACAACCUUCAACACACUGAUGCAGGAAAGUACCAGUGCUACAUUAUAGAGGAAUCAGUACUCUGGAGUGUUCAGCUUUUGAUUGAAGAGAGACCAGAAAGACAACUCCCCAACGAAGGGACAAAACCAAAACCAGAGAUGAUUGUAAUGUUCAUUUCCAUUCUAUGCAUUGGCAUUAUAUUUUCAUUGGUUAAUUCUGCCACAGCGUAUUUCUAAGGAGUUUUUGUCAUCGCUCAUUUCCUACUACUCGACGUCAUCUGCACAGGUCCUUAGAAAUGUCUGUAGAUCAUCUGUAGAUAUUACUUUGUUGUUGUUCACACCCUCAUUAAUCUGCGUAGCCCAUCUAAACCUUCUGCACAGUGGUGCAAAUACCAGCAUGCACUGAAAAUGUAAAAGCUCUCUCUAUUAUAGAUGACCUACUGUGAUGGAGGUAGACAUCAAUGAUGAGUUCUGGUGCUUGUGUUACAGUAUUGAGAGGACUAUUUUACAAUUUUACAACCACAAAAUUAUAAUUUAAGUAUACAAAAGGCUGUGAACAUGUUUUAAUGUGAACCAAUCCCAGGCCUCAUGUGAUGUGCUGUAAAAAGUACAACUUGUAUGUUUCAUUACAAUCACUAGGACCCAUACUUAAGGCACUUUUUCAAAACUCUCCAACAUUUCUCCUAAUAAACAAUUUCAGUUUGGCACAGCAGCUAAUUUCACACUCAAAUGCACUAAAACUAUGAAAACACUUCAUACUUUAUGUCUCAAAUCAAAUCGUUCUUCCAUAACACUAGCAAAGAUUGUCACCUCAUAAAACAAUAACCUAAAGACACUGGUAAAAACUGGUAACAUUAUACAACAUUUUCUUUUUUCAAAUAUCUUUAUUGCUGUCAAAUUGCUUUACUUUCAGUUUUGAUUUAUGUAAGGUUUUGAACUUAAGUUGAAAAAAAAAAAAAAGUAUGUAAACAUGCAAGUUGCCCUGUAGGUUUUUAUGUCUGAGUUAGAAAGGAAUUCAUGUAAUUUGAUAGAUGUAGUCACUGAAUGCUUUUUGUGCCAAAGCAUUGAUAAAUAAUGCACAGUUUAAGCCACAUAGACUGCUGUAGCGCUCACUGUGUGAAGAGUUUUAAAAAGUAUUGAGAAAUUGGUCCUGGAGAUUGUAAAAAAACAAAACAAAAAAAAAACUGUAUGUAAUGUGAAUAUAGCAAUGUACUGUAUUGAUAACCACCAUAAUAAUACAGGUGCUAAAAUAGAAAACCACAUGAUGAAUCAGAGUUCAUCAUAAAUGGCCUGUCCAGAAACCAAUGCCAGAACUCGUUUAUAGAUGAACAUUACAUCACACUAAAACAGAAAACACUGUGAUGUGCAUGUGCAUUUAUUCAU
Molecule: messenger RNA, 2029 nt
Organism: Sinocyclocheilus rhinocerous
Lineage: Eukaryota; Metazoa; Chordata; Actinopteri; Cypriniformes; Cyprinidae
Product: CD276 antigen homolog
Exons: 6
Coding region: 404-883 (159 amino acids)
Biological process (GO): T cell costimulation; cellular response to lipopolysaccharide; cell surface receptor signaling pathway
Cellular component (GO): external side of plasma membrane
Source: RefSeq, a predicted model, not a curated record